GCGGCCGUGGCAGCUGCACUGCUCCCGGCCCCGGAGCAUGCGCGAGAGCCGCCCCGGAGCCCCCUGCCGCCCCGCCUGCGGCGCCCCGCGCCCCGCCGCCAGCGCACCCCCGGACGCUAUGGCCCACCCCUCCGGCAGGCCCCUCGUGUAGGAUGGUAGCACACAACCAGGUGGCAGCCGACAAUGCAAUCUCCACGGCAGCAGAGCCCCGACGGCGGCCAGAGCCUUCCUCCUCCUCCUCCUCCUCUCCCGCGGCCCCGGCGCGCCCGAGGCCCUGUCCCGCGGUCGCGGUCCCGGUCCCGGCCCCGACCCCGGGCGACACGCACUUCCGCACGUUCCGAUCGCACGCCGAGUACCGGCGCAUCACCCGCGCCAGCGCGCUCCUCGACGCCUGCGGCUUCUACUGGGGACCCCUGAGCGUGCACGGGGCGCACGAGCGGCUGCGCGCCGAGCCCGUGGGCACCUUCCUGGUGCGCGACAGCCGCCAGCGGAACUGCUUCUUCGCCCUCAGCGUGAAGAUGGCCUCGGGCCCCACGAGCAUCCGCGUGCACUUCCAAGCCGGCCGCUUCCACCUGGACGGUAGCCGCGAGAGCUUCGACUGCCUCUUUGAGCUGCUCGAGCACUACGUGGCGGCGCCGCGCCGUAUGCUGGGGGCCCCGCUGCGCCAGCGCCGCGUGCGGCCGCUGCAGGAGCUGUGUCGCCAGCGCAUCGUGGCCACGGUGGGCCGCGAGAACCUGGCGCGCAUCCCCCUCAAUCCCGUUCUGCGCGACUACUUAAGCUCCUUCCCCUUUCAGAUUUGACCAGCCGCGGAGGCAGCAUUAACUGGGGCGCCUUUUUUUUUUAUUUUUUUUUAUUAAUUAUUAUUUACCUGGAACGACGUGGGCGCCCUCCCUGCCUGGGUUGGAGGGAGCCGAUGUGGGGGGUGAGGCACCUCCCCUCUCGGCUGGAGACGAGGCUGUAGACCCCUUCCCACCUCUUGGGGGCGUGCCCCCCUCUUGGUGCUCCCUCUGGGUCCCCCUGGUUGUAGUAGCAGCUUAACUUAACUAUCUGGGGCCAGGACCUGAACUUGUACCUCCUACCUCUUCAUGUUUACAUAUACCCAGUAUCUUUGCACAAACCAGGGGUUGGGGGAGGGUCUCUGGCUUUAUUUUUCUGCUGUGCAGAAUCCUAUUUUAUAUUUUUUACAACCAGUUUAGGUAAUAAACUUUAUUAUGAAAGUUUUUUUUUUUAAAAGAAAAAAGGUUUCUAGAGUGUGUGCUUUGGUCAGAAGUUUUCCUUGGUUCUGAACGGGUCCCAGGGAGAGAGACCCCAAGACUGACCUCUUUGGAGGCGUGCGUGUCUGUGGCUAAGAGCACUGCUUGGUCCCCCCACUGCUCAGGAGAGAGGAACCGUGGGUCUAGUUUUGGUGAUGUGUGUUUGGACAAAAUGGCAGCUCAUGUUUGAGCACUUAAUGUAUACCUGGCCCUAUUCAGAGCUUUUCGUGCUUCAAUUUACUUAAUCCAAUAGAGACAAUCCUAUGAAGCAAGGCUCUUACCCUCAUUUUACAGAAGAGAAAACAAGUGCAGGGGUAAAUCUGCCUGUGGUCAUUCCUGUGUCAAAGAAGACACCUGGGCCUUUUGGCUGUCCCCAGAAUCUAUUUGAAAUGGAUGACUGAGGAAAUUUCAUUCUGUGACCACACUUGAAGGUGGAAGUGGAAGGAGGAGUGGCACAUUCUGAAACUCAGCAUCGAAGGAGACAUAUUUUAGAUGGGAUGGGGGAUACAGGGUUGGGCCUGACUUCCUUCCAACCUUGUUCUAUCUUGUGUACUUCUUGGUGAACAUACGACUUGGAGUCAGAAAGAAGCUCUGUGGUCUAUGGUGGCAGGAGGGCCCUGCUGGUGGCUUUGGGCAAUUCCCUUUCCCUCUUGGGGCCUCAGCGUGGACCUCUAAAAUGGGUUUGCUAGAGGAGGUGGUUGCUGGAACCCUUAGCAGCAGAAGUCUAUGCAUCACAGAGAAGGUGGUGGUUACAGCAGCCACAAGAGGGAAAGGUUGCUCUGGGAUGCUGGUGAGACUGGUCCAUAUCACCAGAAAGUCCUCACAACACAGGUUUUAUGCUCACUUCUGUGUCUGUGGCCGCCUGGCAGAUAAGCCAUGCUGGCAACUCAGGGCUGUACUACCGUACCCGAUGAAUUGAGUCAUUUUCAGGUUUAGGGUUAAACAGACAUUGCAGUUCAUUUUUAGAAGUUAGAAUGGCCCUCUGCAGCCUUGGACAUGCUUAUAAUGGAGUGUCCUAAUACUUAAUAAUACCUUUCAGACUCGAAAGUGCAGCAUAAAAUUAACUUGAGAGCUGGAGCUGCCCAGGCUUGUCUUAGGGAUUAAAUAGGUUCCAGGCCUCAAGGUGAAGGAUGGCCAGGAGAGAUUUAGGAUCUCAGAGAGCUUCAGCAAUUUCGUCCUUUAAUAAGGGGUGGGAGGGAAGGAAGUGAUGUCUCUGCCUCCAAAGAAUCACUGUUUUUUCUUCUGUUAACCAUCUCCCUGCCCUUUGCUCUCUGCUGUGUGGAUCAAGUCCUGUCAUCCAAGUCCUGUCCUUGUUAUGAUUGUCUUUGUUAUGAUUUUCCCCGUCUCCUACCCAGCUUGGGCAGUGCCUGGUGAAACAGGGAGAAAUCCAAGAA
Pteropus alecto (black flying fox) is the source of this 2647-nucleotide messenger RNA. It is a transcript of the gene SOCS1, whose product is annotated as suppressor of cytokine signaling 1. Gene Ontology annotation, cellular component: phosphatidylinositol 3-kinase complex. Lineage: Eukaryota; Metazoa; Chordata; Mammalia; Chiroptera; Pteropodidae. Gene Ontology annotation, molecular function: 1-phosphatidylinositol-3-kinase regulator activity. The transcript is spliced from 2 exons. The coding region runs from base 153 to 800 and encodes 215 amino acids. The record is from RefSeq and is a predicted model, not a curated record. Gene Ontology annotation, biological process: intracellular signal transduction; phosphatidylinositol phosphate biosynthetic process.